Dichotomopilus funicola is the source of this 1122-nucleotide messenger RNA. RefSeq lists its product as uncharacterized. The coding region runs from base 1 to 1122 and encodes 373 amino acids. The transcript is spliced from 2 exons. The record is from RefSeq and is a predicted model, not a curated record. NCBI's taxonomy places the organism in Eukaryota, Fungi, Ascomycota, Sordariomycetes, Sordariales, Chaetomiaceae.
AUGUGGGCCGCAAUAUGCGAUGGCGUUUGCAUGUUCUGGGCCGGCUUCUUGCUCGUCUGGCGCGGGCUGCGGCGGGCCUACGCGAUCACGCUCUGGACGGCUCUCGCGUACGUCUUCUGCGCUGGCGUCUUCAUCCUCGUCAUAGCCUGGCUCCUGGCGUUCCUGGGGAGCGCCACGGCACCGGUUUUCGGCUUCUUCCGCACCGCCCUGGGCUCCAUGAGCCGGUGGUGGAGCUGGUCUCAGCCGUCUGAGCCGUCGACGAGCCCUGCCAGCACCCUCGCCACGGCGACCCCUGCGGUAUCCGGCCUGUCGACGGGCGUGACGGCGUGCGGCCGGUUUCUGGCGACCAGGCUGAGCACUGCCAUUGUCAACCGGUUUUACGCCGAGCUACGGUGCCAGCGUGCGGUUCUUGACCGCGCCAGUCGCAUCACCGAAAGCGUAGCAGAUAGGCUCGACCAGCUGGGCGGGACGGGUGGCGGAGAGAAGCGGACGUCCAGCCUCUUGGAGCGUCUUGGAGCCAUCUUCCCAGGCCCUGGGCGGGAGCUGGCAAGGCUCCAGGGGACCUGCCUGCGCGAGCUCCGGUCCGUAUCUCAGCUCCUCGGGGAGGCCCGGUUGGCGCACGCUCGUUUCCACGCACGACUCGGCAACUUCACAGACACUCAACUGGAAGCUCUUAACGGGAUGCCAAGACCUUCAACCGGCUGGGCCGGGACUCACGGGCCGGGUGUAUUCUUUCAAGCGGCCAUCCAUCGUCUGAACGCAUUGGUUGACGCCGACUCGGGAUCCGACAUAGACGGCUCGGAGCUGUUGGCGAAGAUCGCCUCAGACCCCGAGCUGGCCUCGUUUAUCCGGGACCUUCACACGGCCCAGGGCGCGGGCAGCGUGUUCAGCUGCGUGUUUCUGAACGCCAUCAAGAAGCUCGAUGGACUGGCCACGAAGCUGGGGGACGAGAGUGUCUGGGCAGAGGAAUACCUGGAGCGCUCGCUUGCUACCCUUGAGGACAGCCUGUCUCUGCACCAGGCCCUCACGCUCUCGGAGCUCGAAACUUAUGUGCAGGGCCUCUCGGAGGUGACUAUUGAGUGGCGCGACAAGCUCUGGGAACUGUAUUAUGAGAUACCUUAG